This is a messenger RNA of Boleophthalmus pectinirostris (great blue-spotted mudskipper), 2490 nucleotides long. RefSeq names its product protocadherin gamma-A3-like. Gene Ontology annotation, molecular function: calcium ion binding. Lineage: Eukaryota; Metazoa; Chordata; Actinopteri; Gobiiformes; Gobiidae. The record is from RefSeq and is a predicted model, not a curated record. The coding region runs from base 1 to 2490 and encodes 829 amino acids. The transcript has a single exon. Gene Ontology annotation, cellular component: plasma membrane. Gene Ontology annotation, biological process: homophilic cell-cell adhesion.
AUGGCAUUUGGACUUUUUCAACGUGUAACAUCAUUUUUUGUGCCAUCUGUACAAGUUAUAUCGUCGUGUAUUUUCUUGAUGUUAUUUUUGAUUCAAGUCGACGCACAGAUCCGCUACUCAAUCCCAGAGGAGAUGAGGAAGGGCUCUCUUAUUGGUAACGUUGCACAGGACUUGGGUUUGGACAUAAAAAGGCUUCGUUCUGGCCGAGCUCGUAUCGUGACUGGAGAAAAUGUUCAGUACGCCGAGCUGAAGACAGACAAAGGGACUCUGGUGGUGAAUGAGAGGAUAGACAGAGAGCAGCUCUGUGGAGACGUGACGCCCUGCAGCUUCACGUUUGAGAUUUUACUGGAAAACCCGAUGGAGUUACACCCUGUGACUAUAGAGGUGCUGGAUGUAAACGACAACGCUCCUACUUUUCAGAGUAAACGCUUGGAUUUUGAAAUCAGCGAAUCAGUCACAAUUGGCUCUCGUUUUGAUUUGGAAGCUGCACGAGAUGCUGAUGUAGGAGAAAAUGGGUUACAGAACUAUAAAUUAAACCCAAGUGACUAUUUUGCUUUUAAGCAACAUCUUAAUUCUGAUGGUAGUAACUACAUUCAAAUGGUGCUUCAGAAGGCAUUAGACAGAGAGAAACAGUCGCAUCUUAAUCUUAAACUGGUGGCUGUGGAUGGAGGAAGUCCGCAGAGAUCUGGUACAGUAAAUAUAAAUGUAGUGGUCUUAGAUGCCAAUGACAACACCCCUGUGUUUAAUCAGAGUAUUUAUAAAGCAUCUGUGAUGGAAAAUUCUCCCAGAGGUACACACAUUCUUCAACUAAAUGCCACUGAUAUAGAUGGUGGGGCAUACGGACUAAUAACAUUUUCCUUUUCCAAAUCAAACGCACCAAUGUCUGACUUCUUUGAAAUAAAUGAGUUCACAGGGAGUAUUUCUGUCGCUAACGAUAUUGACUUUGAAAAAGACCAGAAAAUAGAGUUUAGGGUUGAAGCUAAAGACCAAGGUGGGCUGACGGAUACAAGUAAAGUAGAAAUAGAUAUAAUUGACGAAAACGACAACGAGCCUGUUAUUAACGUCAUGUCAUUCACCACUCCAGUUUCAGAAGACGCUCCCGUGGGCACCACCAUCGGUAUAAUUAAUGUUAAAGAUUUGGAUUCAGAUGAGAACGGAAAGGUGAGAUGCUCAGUGGAGGGAAGCGCUCCUCUUGAGAUUAAAUCUAAUAUUAGAAACUAUUACGCGCUGGUAACCAUUUCGCCGUUAGACCGAGAAAGUUUAUCAGAAUUUAAUAUCACAAUAAUCGCGUGUGACUCAGGAAAGCCUCCGCUUUCUGUAAACAAAACUUUGAAUUUAAAGAUCUCAGAUGUGAAUGAUAACUCUCCAGUGUUCUUGCGUACGGUCUACAGCGCUGCGAUAUCAGAGAACAAUUACCCAGGUUAUUCCGUGCUAAGUGUCGUUGCUAAAGACCCGGAUGAAAACCAGAACGCGCGUGUAUCUUAUAUUUUAGAGGAGUGUGACAUUGGUGGCUCUCCUGUUUCUGGUUAUAUCUCUGUUAAUUCAGAGAACGGAGUUAUUAGUGCCGCGCGCUCAUUUGAUUAUGAACAAACUAAAGAGUUUAUGUGCGUAAUCAAAGCGCAGGACGGAGGCUCUCCUCCUCUCAGCACCAAUGUGACUGUGAAAAUCCUGGUUCAGGAUCAGAACGAUAACGCCCCUCAGGUGCUGUACCCAGUCCAGACUGGGGGCUCUCUGGUGGCUGAGAUGGUGCCUCGUUCAGCAGAUGUGGGCUAUCUGGUCACUAAAGUGGUGGCUGUGGAUGUGGACUCUGGACAGAAUGCCUGGCUCUCCUAUAAACUGCAGAAAGCCGCAGACAGGGCGCUGUUUGAAGUGGGCUUACAGAAUGGAGAAAUAAGAACUAUCCGCCAAGUGACUGAUAAAGAUGCAGUCAAACAGAGACUGACUGUUAUAGUGGAGGACAACGGGCAGCCCUCUCGUUCAGCUACAGUCAUUGUUAACGUGGCGGUGGCGGACAGCUUUCCUGAAGUACUGUCUGAGUUCACUGACUUUACGCACGACAAGGAGUACAAUGACAACCUGACUUUUUACUUAGUGCUGGCUCUGGCUGUAGUCUCCUUUCUGUUCAUCACGUGUGUAGUGGUCAUUAUCUCAGUGAAAAUCUACAGAUGGAGACAGUCUCGCAUCCUGUAUCACUCCAAUCUGCCAGUGAUCCCAUAUUAUCCUCCACGUUACUCAGACACUCUGGGCACAGCGACUCUCCCACACGUGUACAAUUACGACACGUGCAGGACCACAGACUCCAGAAAGAGUGACAUUAAAUACAUGCAGCCCAUGAGUCAAAGUUUACUGGACGUUGGUGGAACCGAUUCUGAAGCCCAAAAUUUUGAGAAACAGUUUGCAGGCUCCAAUAUGUCAACUCUGGUGAGUACUUUGAAUAAAGCUAUUUCUUGCUGCUGCAGUGUGGGUCCAGAACGCUGUCUCUGGUGCUGA